Endocarpon pusillum Z07020 is the source of this 801-nucleotide messenger RNA. RefSeq lists its product as uncharacterized. Gene Ontology annotation, molecular function: hydrolase activity, acting on carbon-nitrogen (but not peptide) bonds, in linear amidines. The record is from RefSeq and is a predicted model, not a curated record. The transcript has a single exon. The coding region runs from base 1 to 801 and encodes 266 amino acids. Lineage: Eukaryota; Fungi; Ascomycota; Eurotiomycetes; Verrucariales; Verrucariaceae.
AUGGGGGUGGGCAGGGCUGGGGAGGCUGGCGUGGUGGAGGCGAGUUGGGACACCGGUGUCAAGAUGGCGGCGCAUUUUGAGUUGCAUAUCGAGCAGGGGCCGCAUCUGGUCGGUGCGGGGGAGAAGAUCGGCGUGGUGGAGGGAGUGCAGGCGUAUCGUUGGUAUGAGGUUGAGUUUCACGGCAGGGAUUGCCAUACUGGCACUACCAGUUUUCCACAUCGAGCGGACGCGCUGCUGGCGGCGGCGGAGGCUAUUGUGGACAUUAGGGCACUGGCGGAAGAACUGGGAAAUGGUGCGUUGGCGAGCGUGGGCAUUAUUGAGGCGAAGCCGGGCAGUGUGAAUACCGUGCCUGGGUUUGUGAGCAUGUCGCUGGAUCUGAGGUGUCCGGAUGAGAAGAUCUUGGAUGAGUUGGAGAAGAGGGUCAUGGAAUCGUUGCGUUCUGCUGCCGCGCACUCCGGUGCGGGUAGAAGGCCAGUCCAGACGAGUAUCAAGGAAACCUUUAGAAGCGGUGCCGUCAGAUUCCAAAGGGAGGCGGUAGAUUGUGUGGAGGCAGCUGCGCGGAAUGUGCUCGAGUCCGCCGGAGCUUCGCAGGGCGGCAAGACAUUGAUGAGGAGAAUGAGCAGUGGAGCUGGACAUGAUAGUGUCUUUGCCAGCAAGCGGUGCCCGACCGCCAUGAUCUUCGUGCCGUGUAAGGAUGGGGUGAGCCAUCAUCCGGAGGAAUGGUGUGAGAAGGAGGACUGUGCCAUGGGAGCCAGUGUAUUGAUCCAGGCUCUGCUGAGGUAUGACCGGACUAGGGGAUGA